UAGAGAAGGCCCACCCAUGUCUGUAUCAUGUGCAGGUGCAUUUUUCCAUUAUAAAUUUUCCGUCGUCGCCUCCCAUAUCCCCAACUCAGUUCUCUCUGAAAUAAACAAAAAAUGAGUGGGAAAGGAGAGUUGGUGGUGGUGGAGGUGAGGAAGACGGAAGUGGUGGCGGUAGCGUUGCCGAUGCGUGUGCAUUUACUACCGCUUUCCAACCAUGACUUGCUCUUGCCUCCUGUCGACGUCGCUGUGUUCUUUUGUUAUAAGAAUCCAACCACCACCACCACAAGACUCAUUGGAAAAGAAGGGGCCUUAAUGUUGUUCACAUUUGCCUCCAUGAUCGGUGUUUUGAAGAAGGCCAUGUCUCAAGCUUUAGUUUCUUACUAUCCAUUUGCUGGGGAGGUUGUGCACAACACUGUGGGUGAACCUCAGCUUCUUUGCAACAACCAUGGAGUGGACUUCAUUGAAGCUUUUGCCCACGUAGAGCUUCAAGGUCUCAAUUUCUACAACCCUGAUUACAGCAUUGAAGGUAAGCUGGUGCCUAAGAAGAAGCAAGGGGUGCUCUCGGUUCAGGUAUUGUAUUACAUAAGUAUAAUAGUUUUUAAAAUUUAAAAUAAUUAUAAAUUUAUAUUUUUAAUGAAAAUCGUUCAUUACGUAUGUAGAACGGAAAGAAUCUCUUUCCUUCUGCUUUCAUCUUGUGGGCCCUAAUCCAUUCUUCUUUUG
Messenger RNA from Camellia sinensis, 717 nucleotides. NCBI's taxonomy places the organism in Eukaryota, Viridiplantae, Streptophyta, Magnoliopsida, Ericales, Theaceae. The record is from RefSeq and is a predicted model, not a curated record.